AUGGCACGUACCAAGCAAACAGCACGUAAAUCUAUUGGUGGAAAAGCGCCACGAAAACAAUUGGCAACAAAGGCUGCUCGCAAGAGCGCACCUGCUACUGACGGAGUGAAGAAACCACAUCGUUACAGGCCUGGCACCGUCGCUCUUCGUGAGAUCCGUCGUAACCAGAAAUGUACAGAGUUUAUGCUCCUGGUUCAUUCUUUCUUUGAAUUGACUGCCACCAUGUCGGGGUUUGAAACAAUUUCUUUUACAACAGUUUUUCUUUUUCUUUUCGUUUUGAUACUUCUUAAAUUUGUCAUGAGUCGACGUCAGGUAGGAUCACCGCCUGGUCCGUUCGGUCUACCAAUAGUUGGUAGUGUGUUCAGUAUCGGCCAAAAUCCACAAAUAAGUUUUAUGAAAUUGGCAAAGAAGUAUGGUGAUAUAUUUUCAAUCCAAUUAGGGAGUCACAAAAUUGUAGUGCUUAACAACGUGCAAUUGGUUAAGGAGGCUUUGGUGAGAAAGCAGAAUGACUUUGCCGGGAGGCCGUAUGUGUAUUCAACUUAUAUUUUCACACAAGGCCGCAAAGACAUCGUAUUCGGUGAAUACGGACCAACAUGGAAACUACACAGGAAACUGGUACGUGAAGCAAUCAGAGCUUUUGCCAGUGGUGAGGCCCUGGAGAAAUUGGUCACGGAGCAAGUUUUCCCGAGGUUCAAAUCACUAUUGGAAGAAAAUGAAGAUAUACCAAUUGAUGUAAAGCCGAUGCUGAUGCUUCUCAUUUCCAAUAUAAUGGCAUCGCUGUGCUUUGGAUGCAAUUACUCUUUGAAGGAUAAAGAAUUUCUCGAAUGCGUCAAAAUCACGGAUGAAAUGACAGUAGGAAUUGGCAAUGGUUUGUUAGCUGACUUCAUACAUUGGGCUAAAUACCUUCCCACAGCUGGACCCAGAACAGUGGCUGAUAUCACUCGUAGGUUUACUGCACUGUUACGAAGAAAACUUCACGAACACUACAUUACUUACAAUAAAGGUAACAUCCGGGACUUCACAGAUCGCCUGAUCAAAGCCAGAAAUGACGCCAUUGAGGAUAAUACAGAGCACAUCGACUCUUUAACAGAGACGCACAUGGUACAGACAUUGUCUGAUAUGUUUGGUGCUGGUGUGGAUACGUCUUUGAUAUCCCUUAAUUGGUGUCUUGUAUACAUGUUGAACUACCCUGAAAUCCAAGGAAGAGUCGCCAAGGAAAUUGUCGACGUCAUAGGGUAUGAGCGCACACCACGCCUUAGUGACAGGGGGAGUCUUCCCUAUUGCGAGGCUGUCAUAAAUGAAGUUAUGCGAAUACAGACUGUGGCACCCCUGGCAAUUCCACAUCAAGCUUGUGUAGAUUCAUCUAUAGGCGGCUACCGAAUACCUAAAGACACGUUGGUCAUGGUUAAUUUGUGGGCCCUGCAUAAUGACGUCAAAGAGUGGGAUAAUCCGAGAGAGUUUAAUCCUGGUCGCUUCAUUGACACCGAGAGCGGACAAUUUGAACCGAGACCCAGCCAAAGUUACAUGCCUUUCUCCGCGGGCCGACGUAUGUGUAUCGGCGAAUCGUUAGCCAAAGCUCAGAUAUUUUUGUUGUUUGUGUCAUUGUUUCAAAAUUUUGAGUUCACCGCUGCACCGGAACAGGGUGCACCCCGCCUGGACGGGUUUUGUAGUAUAUUUGUUAACCAUCCAUUUCCAUAUAAGGCAUGUGCUAAGAAGAGGUUAAUCAGAUCGGUCUAA
This is a messenger RNA of Saccoglossus kowalevskii, 1737 nucleotides long. RefSeq names its product steroid 17-alpha-hydroxylase/17,20 lyase-like. The record is from RefSeq and is a predicted model, not a curated record. NCBI's taxonomy places the organism in Eukaryota, Metazoa, Hemichordata, Enteropneusta, Harrimaniidae. Gene Ontology annotation, molecular function: iron ion binding; heme binding; steroid 17-alpha-monooxygenase activity. Gene Ontology annotation, biological process: hormone biosynthetic process; progesterone metabolic process.